Molecule: messenger RNA, 1578 nt
Organism: Cutaneotrichosporon oleaginosum
Lineage: Eukaryota; Fungi; Basidiomycota; Tremellomycetes; Trichosporonales; Trichosporonaceae
Biological process (GO): carbohydrate transport; transmembrane transport
Cellular component (GO): membrane
Molecular function (GO): carbohydrate:proton symporter activity
Source: RefSeq, a predicted model, not a curated record
AUGGACUUCAACCAUCUCGAGAAGGUGCCCACCAAUACCCCCGAGUGGAACGACCUCCGCGACGAUGCCAUGCGCGCCGAGGAGAACGAGAAGUCGAUGGGCCUUGUCGAGGGUCUCCGCAACUACCCCAACGCUGUCUUCUGGUCGUUCGCCAUUUCGCUCUGCAUCAUCAUGGAGGGCUACGAUACCCAGGUUCUUGGCAAUGUUAUCGGUCUCUCGGAAUUCCGCCAGAAGUUCGGCUUCGACACUGGCGUUGAGGGCGAGGGUCGUUAUCAGCUCACGGCGGCAUGGCAGACUGCUAUCUCGCAGGCGCCAACCAUCGGUUGCUUCAUCGGUAUUCUGAUCUCGUCAUGGGCCCAGGACAAGUGGGGCUACCGCCGCACUAUUCAGAUCGCCCUCGUCUUCCUCACUGGUACCAUUUUCAUCGUAUUCUUCGCCGUCAAUGUCGAGAUGCUCUUCAUCGGUGAGCUCCUCUGCGGUCUGCCGUGGGGUGCUUUCUCUUCUUCGGCUGUGUCGUACGCAUCGGACGUUACCCCCAUCCCCCUCCGUGGUUACCUCACCACCUACAUCAACCUGUGUUGGGUCAUAGGCCAAAUGAUCGGUGCCGGUAUCCUCCGCAAAGUAACCACGCUCCCCGGCGCCAACGCCUACCGCAUCCCCUUUGCCGUGCAGUGGGUGUGGCCCAUUCCCCUGUUCAUCCUCGUCACCCUUGCUCCCGAGUCCCCCUGGUUCCUUGUGCGUGCCGGUCGCCUCGCCGAGGCCAAGCGUGUUGUUGAGCGUCUCUCGCGCAAGGGCGAGAAGGUCGACUCCGACGCUACUGUCGCCAUGAUGGUCCGCACCAACCAGAUGGAGAUCGACAACGAGACCGGCUCCACCUACAUUGACUGCUUCAAGGGUGUCGACCUCCGCCGUACCGAGAUUGCCUGCGUUGUCUGGAUCUGCCAGCAGCUUUGCGGCAUGGUCUUCUGCGGCUCCCCCACCUACUUCUUCCUCCAGGCCGGUCUGGCCGAGGACAACGCCUUCAGCCUCAACCUCGGUAUCACCGGCAUUGCCUUCGUCGGCACAGUCGCUUCGUGGAUUACUCUCACCAUCAUGGGCCGCCGUCCUCCCUUCCUCGCCGGCAUGGCCUUCAUGUGCAUGCUCAUGUGGAUCAUUGCUGGUCUGUCGUGGCCCGCCGACAAGGGCGGCGGUGGCGCUUGGGGCCAGGCUGCCCUCGUCAUGAUCUUCGUCUUCGUCUACGACUUCACCAUCGGUCCCCUCACCUACUGCAUUGUCGGUGAGGUCUCGUCCACCCGUCUCCGCUCCAAGACUGUCGGUCUUGCCCGUAACGCCUACAACGUUGUCGGUGUCUGCGCUGGUAUCCUCAACACCUACAUGGUCAACGCCACUGAGUGGAACCUCAAGGGCCGUGCGGCGUUUGUUUGGGGCGGCACCUCCCUCAUCUGCACGAUUUGGUGCUUCUUCCGCCUCCCCGAGAUGAAGGGCCGCUCGUACCGCGAGCUCGACAUUCUCUUCGAGCGUCGCAUCCCUGCUCGCAAGUUCCGGAGCACAAUCAUCGACGAGCACGAGGAGUCGUAA